Molecule: messenger RNA, 2487 nt
Organism: Archocentrus centrarchus (flier cichlid)
Lineage: Eukaryota; Metazoa; Chordata; Actinopteri; Cichliformes; Cichlidae
Product: lipase member H-like
Exons: 10
Coding region: 78-1448 (456 amino acids)
Biological process (GO): lipid catabolic process
Molecular function (GO): glycerophospholipase activity
Source: RefSeq, a predicted model, not a curated record
AUUCAGACCUCCUUCUCCUGCUCGGUGCGUCUCCUCAGUCCGAUCGCUGGCUCUCCGUCCCCACGAUCGUGGUAAGAAUGCUGCGCCGCGGGCUCCUGGGUCUGCUGGGGCUCCUUGUGCUCUGCAAAGGCCAGGAGGAGAGUGGAGCAGGCGAGUCCUGCGAUAACUUCACCGACCUUGACCUGACCCACUGCUUCGUGGGAACCACCCUGUACGUGCGGCUGCUGCUCUACACCCACUCCAAUCUCGACUGCGGCCAUGAGUUAAACCACCACCACCUGUCCUCCCAGCCACUCUUCAACCUCUCCCAUCCCACCGCCUUUGUUAUCCAUGGCUACCGGCCCACCGGAGCGCCCCCCAUCUGGAUCAACCACAUAGUCCACCUGCUGGCCGAGCAAGAAGACAUGAACAUCAUCGUGGUGGACUGGAACAAAGGGGCGGCCAACCUCAACUACUUCACUGCUGUGACUUACACCAGAGAGGCCGCUCUCAACCUGACGGGCUUCAUCAUGACGAUGGAGGCUGAAGGAGUCCCUCUGAGCUCAGUUCACCUGAUCGGUGUCAGUCUGGGAGCUCACCUGGCUGGAUUUGUGGGAGCAAACCUGAAGGGGAAGAUUGGCCGCAUUACAGGUCUGGACCCCGCUGGGCCGAUGUUCACCAGCGCCACACCGGAGGAGAGGCUGGACCCUUCAGACGCCAUGUUUGUGGAUGUACUUCACACCGACAUGAACUCCUUCGGACUGAGAGGAGCUCACGGCCACAUCGACUUCUACGCCAACGGUGGAGCCGACCAACCGGGGUGUCCCAAAACCAUCUUUUCAGGUAAAUCUUACUUUGUGUGUGACCACCAGCGCUCCGUCUUCCUGUACCUGUGCGCUCUGAAUCGAACCUGCAGCCUCACCGGUUACCCCUGCGCGUCCUACAGCGACUUCCUGGACGGCCGCUGUCUGCAGUGUGAGGCCUUUAAACCCGCCUCCUGCCCCGUACUCGGUUAUGACCUCAGCCCGUGGAGGGAGACUCUGCUGCAGCUCGGACAGACCAAAGUCUUCUUCAGCACCACCGCCGCGCUGCCCUACAGGAAGCUCGUGUACAGAGUGGACAUGGUGACGUGGAACCAGUACCUCCGCUGGGGGGUCGUCUACAUCCGGCUGCACAGUGGCAGGAAUUUCACAGAGGCCCGGAUAGACCAUAAGCUGCUGCGGUUCGAGCAGUACACCUCCACGCGGCUGCUGGCCCAGUUCGAUGAGGAUCUGCAGCACGUCCAGAAGAUCUCCCUGCGAAUCAACACCGGCAACGUGAUCGGCCCUCGCUACAAAAUCAGGCUGUUGCGAAUCCGCUUCACCCCGCUGGAACGUCCUGAGAGGCCUCUGAUGUGCCGCUUUGACAUCAUCAUGGAGGAGAACAUAGAGGUGGCGUUUCGACCUCUGCCCUGCGGCUCCCGCCUCUGAGUCUCGCGCAGGCCUAAUUCUCCUCCUUGGAAAUGAAUCCCGCUCACCUACAAUCCUUCCAGAGGACACGCAGACGUCCUCUGGGUGCUGCGGGGUCUCCCGUCCCACCCGGCAAACCUGCAGGGGCCCCACAGGGGAGCUGCCGGCCUCCUCGCUCCUGACUGUGGAUUACUCCUGGUUAUAACUACCAGGAAGUGGAAAGCUAAUAAAAGUUAAGCUGCAAGAAAACUGAGAUUUGUGAAGAGAUGCUGGACGAAGCUGAAACUGACGUCGUCCUGAGAUCAGCUCACCGGACGUUCAGUCUGCUGUGACACUGUGAACGAUGAAGUGCAGAAUUAAUUUGUGUGUUUAAAGCUGAUGCAUUUGCAGAAAGAAAAUGUUCUAUAAAUAUUACAGUUUUAUCUACAGACCUAAAUGUUGUCAUUUACUUUGAAUGGCAGAGAGAAUUUACAAAGAAGCUUUUAAACAGUUAAAAAAAAGUUUUAAUGCCAUAAAAUCUGGAUUCAUGAGAAGCUUUUCUGAGGUACAUAAAACAACAUAUUCCUCACUGUUCUCAGCCUCUAAUAUUCUGGACUUACAGCUUCUUCUCUGGGCAGAAUUUAAACCCUCACUUGGAAAAACAUGAAUUUUUUUAUUAAUCUGCCACUACAGAAACAGGGAAACCUGGGCCAUGUGAACAGGUGAUGUUUGGUUUUACUGUGCAUUAAAUGCAGCGUCCUAAUGGCCAGUUUCACACACACAGCUUCUUCUCUCGGUGCCUUUUUACCUGCAGCUUCUCUGUGUGCAAACCCCCCCCCCCGCUGCAUGCAUAAAUAUCCCGGCCGUUCAACUCUGCAAACACGCAGCGAAUGAAUGAGCUAAAAAGAUCAGUUUGAAGGCAGAUUAUCUUCACCCAGCAGGAGGGCUGAGUCCACUCUGACGUUUGUUCAGACUAAGCCGGGCAGUUUGUUGUGGUGCAGCGCCGCUGAGUCAUGUGACUUUCUGGCACGGUUACAGUAACUUGAACAGUGUAACUUUGCAUUAAAGCCCUUUUUUUUUU